CAAAAAGUGGGAAUGUGGAUUGGGCAGAAUUUGUGAUUAUCUUGUACAGCCUCACUCUUACUCAAAAAGCUCUUCCGCAGCUUUGGAUCUUUUAUCUGUUUACAGAACAUGAGAGUUCUUCAAGCUUCCAACAUCUACGGUGUUGGUUUUGGUAUUCCAUCCAUUUCUACUCGCCCUAACUCUUCUUAUCACCGCCAUGCCACUAUAGCCACAGGGGAAGCUUUGGCCAAAUCAGCUCCAAUAGAAAGAAAGUUCUCGGAGCAGCAUUCUUUGAAGAAGGGAGAUAUGGAGAAAGAAGGAAAUUCAGUUGUUCUCGAGAAAAAAGAUUUUGCAGUUCCAAGGAGAAAGGCUAUGACCCUGAUACUCUCCAGUUUUGUGCUCUCAAAUUAUGAAUUGCCAAAAGUUGCAUAUGCUCAAUCUGUUGAGUUCAGGGAAUAUAUUGAUACCUUUGAUGGCUAUUCGUUUAUGUAUCCUCGAAAUUGGAUUCAAGUGCGUGGUGCUGGUGCUGACAUAUUUUUCAGGGAUCCUCUUGUUUUAGAUGAAAAUCUCUCAGUGGAGAUAUCAUCACCUUCAUCCUCUAAGUACAAAAGUGUAAAAGAUUUGGGUCCACCAGAAGAAGCUGGAAAGGGAGUCCUUAAACAAUAUUUGACUGAAUUUAUGUCAACUAGACUUGGUGUCCGACGUGAAUCAAGUGUUCUUUCUACUUCAUCAAGGGUAGCUGAUGAUGGGAAGCUGUAUUAUGAUGUUGAGGUGAAUAUCAAGUCUUACGCGAACAAUAACGAAUUGGCUGUUAUGCCACAAGAUCGAGUUGCUCGUCUGGAAUGGGACAGGAGAUACCUUUCAGUCCUCGGAGUGGAAAACAACUGCUUAUAUGAAUUGAGAAUACAAACACCUGAAAAGGUAUUUGUCCAGGAAGAAAGUGACAUUCGUGCAAUUAUGAACUCCUUCAGAGCAAAUAAGAUUGCAGCUUGAUAAACUUUGUUAAAGACUCGAAAUGAUAACAUGGGAACAUUGAUGUCUGUUUAGCUGUUGCUUUUUUCUCCAAAUUGUUAUUGCAUAGCUUUUGUCUUGUUCAGUGUUAAUUCUCUAAGUGGAAACUAAUUGACCUGAUUAUUACGGAACACCACUUCAGUA
Solanum pennellii is the source of this 1134-nucleotide messenger RNA. RefSeq names its product psbP domain-containing protein 1, chloroplastic. Gene Ontology annotation, molecular function: calcium ion binding. The record is from RefSeq and is a predicted model, not a curated record. NCBI's taxonomy places the organism in Eukaryota, Viridiplantae, Streptophyta, Magnoliopsida, Solanales, Solanaceae. Bases 109 to 972 code for a protein of 287 amino acids. Gene Ontology annotation, biological process: photosynthesis. Gene Ontology annotation, cellular component: photosystem II; extrinsic component of membrane; photosystem II oxygen evolving complex. The transcript has 4 exons.